AUGUCCUUCGGGACAGGCGCCACUUUGGAGUGCAUACGAAUGCUCCUGGGAAGAAUGAACCUUCCUCAGUUCCACUUGUGUGGCCACCCUUACGGAGUCCUCCAAAGUGAGAGUUCAGGCAACCCGUCCCGAUCGCCCGUGAACCCAGUGUCCACGCUGUGUGUUUUAGAACAAGAGCUUGUCUUGGCUCGCGGCACCUCGCGACGCGACCCGGCGUGUAGAACUGAAGACCGGCGCCAAAUCGGACUCGAGGCCGAUGCAAACUGCCCCACGCCGCGCAGCCUGCAAGGCUCGAUUCACAGCGGGAGCGGCGCU
Molecule: messenger RNA, 315 nt
Organism: Iphiclides podalirius (scarce swallowtail)
Lineage: Eukaryota; Metazoa; Arthropoda; Insecta; Lepidoptera; Papilionidae
Source: the annotation of a GenBank genome assembly